Rotaria sp. Silwood2 is the source of this 152-nucleotide messenger RNA. Lineage: Eukaryota; Metazoa; Rotifera; Eurotatoria; Philodinida; Philodinidae. The record is from the annotation of a GenBank genome assembly.
CUACGGAAACAACAAAGCCAAAUACAAUUGGAAAUCCCACAAGCGUAUCGACACCGUGUACAACAACAAAACGUACAACAACAAAACGUACAACAACAAAACGUACAACAACAACGAGAAUCGUAGCUACCAGCAGGAUAGAAAAGGGUUGA